Messenger RNA from Hippoglossus stenolepis (Pacific halibut), 4282 nucleotides. RefSeq names its product ropporin-1-like protein. The transcript has 7 exons. The record is from RefSeq and is a predicted model, not a curated record. Lineage: Eukaryota; Metazoa; Chordata; Actinopteri; Pleuronectiformes; Pleuronectidae. Bases 998 to 1849 code for a protein of 283 amino acids.
GCUGCAACGCUGUUUACCCCUAAAACUCCAAAAGUGUUUUGUGGACUCAAACCCUUCACCCACCCCUCCAUUGACAUAGUGGUGAGUAGAUAAUGAGUGAAUUGUCAUUUUUGGGUGAACUAUCCCUAUAAGGGAGUCACUGAGCUAUCUGCCAAUGAGACAAUGUCAUUAUCAGAGCAACUUAAAACAUACUUGGUGAAACAAUAAAUUUAACAACAGAGAUUUGGCCGUUUUUCUUAAUAUCAUGGGCUACGUAUAAAUUGUGGAUCUCUCAACAAUGUCACACAGAGAUUUGCAUGAUUAUAUUAUCAGGAAAAAAAGAAUCACCUUGACAUAAAGAUAAAUACUCCUGAGAGAGAGAGAGAGAGAGAGAGAGAGAGAGAGAGAGAGAGAGAGAGAGAGAGAGAGAGAGCUUCUCUGGGAGCUUCAGAUCUCAGGUGACAGCGGCUCUGUGAGGAUGAUCGGGAACCCGCUCUGACUGUACAUGGUUCAGCAGAUUAAGGGGUUUGUGUAAUUAAAGCUCCCGCAGACGAUGUAAUUGUUUAACGAGAGUCUGGUCUUGGAGAGACAGCUCGUCCCAUGCGUGCGCCCCCAGCGCGCCAGGCUGCGCUCCACCCCGAGGACGGUGCCCUAGACCCGGGGGUUAGAUGGUUCUGAUUACCGACGACAGGGAUGGAGGAGGCGUCCGGGUCAAGCAGCUCCAGCUCCAGCAGCAUCAGCAGCAAAAAGUCGGAGAAAAGUCUCUCAGGUCCACCCGACCAUAGAGGAAGAGCCGCCGUCCAACUCCGAGGAUGACUACCCGAGCGAGGAUGAGGACUAUGAUGAAGAGGAGGACGAAUUCGAAGAAGUGGACUUCGAGGACUUGGAUGACGGUCGCAGCAUCGCGUCCGACAGCUCCUUCUACCCGCUGCACCAACAACUCGGCCAUUGUCCGGAUCAUGAUCCGACAUGGAGUGAAGGAGGAGCAGGUCAAGGAGACGGACAAGAACAACAGGCCAUGCCGCCUCCAGACACGAUGUUCUGUGCCCAGCAAAUCAGCAUCCCACCCGAGCUGCCCAACCUCCUCAAGAACUUCACCAAGGCAGCCAUCCGAACGCAGCCCAAGGACUUGCUGCUGUGGUCUUCAACAUACUUCCAUGCACUGUAUAGAGGAGAGCGUUUGCCCGUCAAAGAGCGUUUCGAGAUGAACGUUGCCCCCCAGAAGACAGACACGAUGUACUGUUCCCAGCAAAUCAGCGUCCCGCCCGAGCUGCCCAUCAUCCUCCAGAACUUCACCAAGGCAGCCAUCCAAACGCAGCCCAAGGACUUGCUGCUCUGGUCUUCAACAUACUUCAAUGGACUGUGUAAUGGAGAGCACUUGCCUGUUGAAGACCGUUCUGACAUGAACGCUGCCACCCAGAAGACAGACACUGGGCUGACUCCAGGUCUGCUUAAGACUCUUCACAAACAGCUGUCCCAGAAGACAACUUGCAGCAAGGAGGAACUGCAGAAGAAAUGGGAGGGUCUGUGUUUACCAUCGGAUCAGAUGGAGACCCUGCUGUCGCUGGGCAGGUUCAGCUCAGACAUUGACUGGAUGCAGUUUUUCGCCCUGGGCUGCAGCGCUCUGGGAGGGACCCUCAGGAGUUCUCUGAAGUUCGCCUGUGAGAUCCUGACAGAGGAUGAGGAGGACGGCGCCACCAUGAUCCCGUUUGACACCUUUGUGAAAAUUUACACUUAUCUUGCUCGCCUGGAUGGGGACGUGCCACAGGACCACAUUGACGACUUCCUCAGCAGCCUGCAGCCACAAGUGGAGCUCCAAACUGGGAUGAUAAAACCUCUGGACUUCAUCCAUCAGGACCACAUGGACUGAACCUCCUGACUCAUCAGACCUCGCCAGAGCCACAUCAAGGCCUGAACAAGAACAGUGAAAGUGCAUUUCAAAAUUAAUGUUGCUUGUUUAACAGUGAACAGCGAAGUAUUGAAUGUAUUGCCAUUGGCACAACCUAUAUUUGCCCAAAAUGCAUUUUAAACUGAGAAUUUUAUGUUCAUCACAUCUUAAUGUUGAGGUUGGAUGAGCAAGCAAUAACCACCAGAUGCCUGUCAAUCAAGCAAUCACCUCCGAAGCAUUUUCUUUUCUUUUAAGUCUCAUCAUCUUCUUAAUGGAACAAUAAACCUCGUAAUUCUAAAUCUCAAAAUUAAUUAUUGAGACCUUAACUCCUUGUGAAAAGGAAUAUACAGGAUAAUUACUGUGUUUUUCAAGAGAAGUCUGUGGAUUCCGAGGCAGUAUCCUGCAGCCAUUACAUUUUAAGACACCUACACACUGGCUUCAACAGCGUUCCAGCAAGGUUGUGUGGGCGAGUGAACUUUAGUUCUUCUGCAAAGUGCCUUGGACUUUUAUCAUUUCGUGAAAUUCAUUGCUGUUUUGUUUCAUUAGGGUAAAAGUAUAUAUUGUUUAAUCCUAUGUAAUAUAUUUUGUGGCAUUAUUUAAUACUGAUUUUUAUCUAUGAGCAUUUGCAAAAUAUUCUCACAAAAAACAAAGUUCUUACAUACGUGAGCACGCUUCUCAGACAGCACUUAAUUAAGGGCCGUUGCAGGCUGAUUAAAAUGGAUUAAUUAACCCUUGUGGAUUAUUCAAUUUCUCACAUUCAACUUGAGAGCUAAUGAUUUUUCUGUCCCUGAAUUUAAGUGGCUUAAUUGAUUAAGUUGUGAUGUGGAGACUUUCUAAUCAGUUCAAAUUAAUAGACAGGAUAGUAGAGGAGAACAUUUUCAAGCAAAUCCUCUCAGAAACCAACAGAAACCCCUCAGAACCCAGACAUAAACACUGGAUUUUGGUCACUUAUUCAGUCACUAACAGUUCGGCGCUUGUGUCAUAGAGGAGACUCAUAGACAGAUCUUUGUGCAGCGCCCUGCUCCAGGUAUGCCACAGAAGAGACCAUGGUGUGUUGGAGUGUUGUGGAUGUUUGUGGUUUUAGGGGGAAUACAUGAAUGACUGAAUGAGGGAAGCCAUACAGCAGCCUGUCUAAACCCACCAUGUUGUGCUCGUGAGGUACAUGUGGCCUAAAUAAGAUCGACUGAGAAAGUUCAUUUUAAAAAUUAUACUAGUCAUUUCUUCAUCUAAAACGGCUAAUGCUUAUGGUCAAAGACAUAUUUACAACAACCCGGAUAAUGUCUUAGAAGUUCUUGGAAAUUCUUCUAAUGUAAUGCCGGCUGUAGCUCUGGAGGUAGAGAGGGUCGUCCACUCACCAGAAGGUCGUUGGUUUGAUCCCUGGCUCCUCCACAAGAACAAUCCUCGGGCAAGAUACUAAACCCCAAAUUGCCCCUGAUCAAAAAAGUGCUACGUAUAGAAGCGUUGUGCAUUUGCUUGCGGGGAAAUUGGUGACUUGUACUGUAAAAGCAUUUUGAGUGGUCGAUUAAACUGGAAAAGCACUAUAUAAAUACAGUCUGUUAACAUCUCAGGGUUAUUGUAGUGACUGCAUGGACAUUUCAUGCAACAAACAGUGGACUGCUUUUUCGGCUUAAACCUGUGUGGCCUUGGGUGACGGCUGGAUUUGUAAGAAAUCAUCAUGUCUGUGAUGACUGUUGAACGAUACUUCUUCCCAACCCAAAUGAGACAGACAAGACAACAACAAUCAUACAAAUUACACAGUCCUGUUUUUGCUGCUCUCUUGAAUCUGCCACAAAGGGUUUGGGUUAAAAAUAGUUCUUACAGUUUGGAGUGGCAUACUCUCGGUAAGUAUAGUUGUCUGAAAGAGCUGUGAAUAUAUAAUAAAAUGACAUAAAUCUCACAUUUACACGACACACAUUCACAGAAGGGCUCCAGUCAGCUCCCUGUGGUUAUCUGUCCACGGAACUUAGAUCUUGUUCUGAGUCCCGGGUUGAGCUGAUGCAAUCGGCUCUGCAAGGGAGGGUGUUGCAAAUGUUGUGCUGUUUACAUUGUGUCUCAGUCUCACGUGAAUUCAUACGCACAUCACAGAAUAUGAAUCCACCUACAUCAAAGUGAAUGGACAAAUCUGUUGUUUUCAAUUGGCUGUACUUCUCUAUGAUGUACAGUAGUUUGAAAUGCAACAGCAUGCACAUUGAGGGAUAUUUUACUUAGGACAUAUGAGAGGGGGGAUUAAAUCUACAUGUUAGAAGUCCUUGAAUGAACUACAAACACCCCACCAGCUGUGUUACUGAACAGACCUCAGAGCAAACACGAACAUGUGAGAGGUCUUGUGGAACUGAGGUGUUCUCAUUUUAAAAACAACCGCCUGUCUCCUUAAUAAGUAUUAAUUGUUUCCUCCAAUUUUGCUGGGGCUAAAUA